Fonsecaea monophora is the source of this 1581-nucleotide messenger RNA. RefSeq lists its product as hypothetical. The record is from RefSeq and is a predicted model, not a curated record. Bases 1 to 1581 code for a protein of 526 amino acids. Lineage: Eukaryota; Fungi; Ascomycota; Eurotiomycetes; Chaetothyriales; Herpotrichiellaceae. The transcript is spliced from 3 exons.
AUGCGCCCUCGUGGUCUCCGUUUCAAUCUCAAAAGCUACGUCGACGCCUCAAUGGCCAGUCUCGACCCUCACACUCCCCGGUCCAGCAAAUUCCAACCCUGGGAAGAAAACGAUGUCCCUAUCAUCGAUUCACGAGAACUCUUUUCCGAUGUUGUCUUCAAGUUGUCUUCAUACAUUGCCAAAGCCAUUGACGCCGCCUACACUUACGAGCAGCUGCGUACCACUAGUGCUGGACAGUCGUUGAAGCCUCUCAUUACAUAUCUGAGUGCUGACUGCCACCAUCCCGCCAUCGUAGCGGCACUCCUGGCAGCCCGAUAUCUCUUCACCAAUGCCGACGCAGACGCGGACAGCGGUUUGAACGAGUCGAGGGCCCUCGCCUGUGAACUUGUAGCGUGGCAGUUUCUUACCUUUUUGUCGGAGAAGGAACUCAUUGACUACCUUCUCUACGAACUGCCCCAAAGCCCGGACGAGAGCACGCGACACUCCCCAUCAGACUCUACUACUGAUAGGAGUUUUGGUCGUCAUGUCGAGGAAGAUCACGCAGAUGAAACAUCGCCCCUUAUACGCGCCCGAUCGGCCGAACGUGGUGCGGUUCUCCGGCCCCCAAAACGCGCCUCCUUCGACCACCUCCCUGGCCCUGGCACAUCAAGCACAUUCCCGGGCGACGAGGACGAUGCGACGCGGAGAGCCUACCUGGAUGAAUCCAUGGCUGGUAUGAACGCCCUGGAAAUCGCCGCCAUUGGGGACGCAAAGAAGUUCCUCUCGCAGAAUCCUGUUCAGAAGAUUGUCGAAGACAUCUGGAAUGGCGAUGUGAUCUUCUGGGAGAGUCUCUCCGUCUACGCCGUCAAGAAACCCCGAGUGUACAACAAACGGGUAGCAGACCCCUUCACCCGUCUAAGGGUCCCUAAGUAUCAAAAGGCCUUUCAGAUUAGCUUCUUUCUCGCAUUUCUGGCACUGUAUUAUGCUGUAUUGGUGGAGCGGGAUCCAAGCCACAUUACCGCCACAGAAACCGUGUUAUAUCUUUGGAUUGCUGCUUUUGCCUAUGACGAGUUCGGUGAGAUCAAAGAUGCGGGCCUCAUGUUCUAUCAGACCGACUUUUGGAGUUUGUGGGACAUCGCCAUCAUCGGUUUCAGCGCGGCUUUUGUGAUUAUCCGAGUUAUUGGCCUCCUCAGAAAUAGCGACUAUAUCAUUGAUGUUGCCUUUGACAUCUUAUCCAUGGUGGCACUGUUCCUUGUACCGAGGUGGGCAUCAAUGCAGAAUGCAUCGUUAUUCCAGACAUGCUUACAUGACCAGGAUAUUCUCGGUUAUGAGCCUGAACCCAUACUUUGGAAGCUUGGUAAGUUUCAUCCGUCUCUCGAUAGUGUCGGAGGUGACCUGACAGUGUGCUGCGAAGAUUCCGGUGUUGAAGGAGAUGCAUUUUGCAAGUUUCUGCCUGUGAUUGUCGUGUUAUAUCUCGGGUUCUUGACCACCUUCACCAUGCUGGCGAGAGAUCGGAUGAGUCUCAACGACAUGUCAUGGCUCUUGAUCAAGGUGUUCUUUGGGUAUGAAGCAGCACUCGACUUCCGAAACGUCACUGAUUAG